CGAAUUACAGAUUUAAAAAUAGCGCCCGAUUUUUACCCCCCGAAUCUGAGAAAGGCAUUUAACCCGAAAAAGUCACUCCCUACUUAUAUGCAACACGAAGUGAGGGAGAGAGCGAGGGACACCAAGAACAAACCUCUCCCCCCCGGUGCCGCUCUCCUACCCUGACGCCAGCUGUCUUAAGAACACUUUGUCACAGAUAACCAGGGGCAGACAACGAAGAAGGGAUACGUGAGGUCGUUAUCCGUACUCUAUCUUCCUCUGUUUCUUCUUAUAUAUUUAGCCCGCAACAAAGCUCUGUGUUCGGCCUUGUAUUUCCUGGCAAUGUGCUCGGCGCAAGCACAAAAAUAGCGUGGUGCAGGCCACCCGUUCCACCUGCCCAUAAACACCGCUCCAGCCACACUCCACAGAUGCGGGUCGCUCCAACGCGAUUGUUCCAAAUUGAACGUUGCGCAUUCUGUGAAAACCAAGCGCGUCGAACUAUAGUGCUGCCAACGGAUUGACGGCGUCCUUUAGCCUUGGAGAGUUAAAGGCACAUACUGGCCGCGUGGUCGCAAGAGGGGAACGUCCGUGUAGCCAGAAAGCAGACGAACUUCUGGAUGCUCUCGUGGUGCACUUGUUUAGCGGACGACGUGAAAACUUGCAGAGGCGUCGGGUUCGACCGGGAUCUCUGAAAAAGAAUAGAGAAUAUCCUGGACAAGGUCCGUGCAUUUGAGGCUAAGCAGUCCCGAACCCGUCAUGCCCCAGGGAUCGUUGCAAGGCACCGGGACCUACAACAAGUGUGCCGAACGGAUCCAACCGUCUGGAAAGGAAAUCCACGGCUGCCUUCGAGGUCUGAAACGCGGCUAGGGUAAUACUCAAGUACUUAUCUGAGAAGAACAGAACGCGUCCAUUCAGCAGUGGUGGCGUCGUCGCUCUGGAUUGCUUAGUUGGUGCUACGCCUCGCUAGAAGCCCAGAAGAGACAAACAUAAUGGCAAGUUCGUUCAAACCAGGACAAGACGUAGUCUGCGACGACUCACAGAUUCGACAAGAUAAUUGUGUGAGCCAGCCUAAGGUGAAGCAAUCAGUGUCUGGGAUCGGCAGCUUACCUGAAGACAGUCUAGGGAUAUCGGGAGCUUCUCCAGACAUCACUAAGGCGAAACCACCAAAGUCUCUGCUCACGCGCGUGCGCCGGAAGGUGUGGCUCCUUCCAGUGGUACAUACUCAUUUCUGGUUCUCUGCGUGCACUGCGCUUCUGGCACCCUAUUUUCCGCCUCUGGCUGCUUCGAAGGGUCUCAGCGCUUGGAAGUACGGCUUCGUGUUCUCAACUUUUAAGACUGCAAUGCUGUUGGGUUCUAUGGCCACAGAAAGGCUGAUGGUCUACAUAGCACCUUCUAGAGUGUACCUGAGUGGGCAAGUAGGAUUUUUCACCUUCGUGGUUGUGUUUGGUGUCUUCUACUGGGUACCAGGAGGCGACGUCUUCCUGGGACUUGCCAUUCCGGUAGCCUUCUUCGGAGGCUUCGUGUCGGGAAUGUAUGCAGUGAGCAUGUACUCUCUGGUCACGGAGAGAUUCACAGGCAACACUGGGCUCAUUAUUGCACUCAUGGAGGUGUCCUGGGGCGGAGGGAACCUGGCGGGCUCUAUUCUCGGCGGUGUCCUUAUCGAUGUGUGGCAAUACCCGUUGCCAUUCUUCGUCAUCGGAACUAUUUUGAUGCUGUCUGCCCCUGUAAUAGCAAUACGGGGUCCUAUCCCGGAAGAGCACAGACGCGCGGUACCAGAAAGCGCUUCCACGGAGGACGUAAAAUACCACAAGGCUCUCUGCGAUCCUGUCUUCUUAAUCGCCAUGGUCACCGUCAUGCUCAGCUGGGUGAUCAUGUCAUUCAACGAGCCCACGCUUGAACCUUAUCUCCAACAGUUCAACCUAUCCAGUACUGGAGUGGGUACAUUCUAUACCGUACAGUUCGCAGGCUACAGCGUCGGGGCUCUUCCUUCUGGGAUACUCUGCAGCAUAUAUAACGUCGACGAGUUCCUCAUGUUUCUUGCAAUGUGUCUCACAGCACUGGCGUACCUCAUUCAAGGACCUGCACCUUUCCUACCAGGACCUCCGACAUUGUGGAUGAUCUACUUGUCUCAAGUGUUCACGGGCAUGGGGAUGGCGGCGCAGUUCGUCUGUUCCUACAGCUACGCCCUGAAACGACUAAAGAAAAAGGGUUAUCCUGACACGAUAAGAACCAGCGGCUUUGUGUCCAGCUGCGUUUUCACAAGUCUCGUGUUCGGGGCUAUCACGACUCCUCCAAUAGCGGGCUAUCUUGUCGAAAAGCUGGGCUACAGAAUGGGCACUAUGCCCUUGUUCGGAAUUUUAGUCCUGUGGUCUUGUGUGACAUUCCUGCUAUGGAUGGAUUCGCUAUGCUGCAACUCCAGUCCUGGAGCAAGAAAGUCAUCUCUGGACGUCAUCGUGAAGUCAAUAAACCGAAGCGCGGACAGAGCUGGUACAGACGUCACACCUCUCAGUGACGCAUCGUAGACUAGAGGUGAAGCUGUGGGGACGUCACUGGACACUUGUGCUCUCAAUUUCUCCGGAGCUUCACCCCCGAGUGCCAUUCCACGUCCACGUUGUUCCUGUAUCAUUCAUAUUUGCCGUUUCGCGUCACCUCUUUGGUUGUGACGAAAGUGACGUACGAUGAGAACUACUUGGUGACCGUGGUGGUUCGCACUUCGUCGACCUCUGCGGAGCUGUAUGCCAUCUUUCUGUCUCUAAAGUCUGUCUCCAACUACCCUCCUCGCUCCUGGGUGAUAUACACUGACUCAAAAUCAGGCCUGCAAUGUGUAGGAAGCAUGGGCAUCCGCGAGUCGUUGGCCCCGGUGGUAGUUAGUAUUCUGACGGCGCUCAAGUUUCUCGGCGAACAGGGACACUAGGUGACCCUACAGUUGGUCCCAACCCACACCGGCAUUCAGGCAAUGAAGAGGCAGAUUUGGCGGCUGCUGCGACCCACCGUAUCUCCAGAGCCGUGCCCAUUAUCCUCUCCAACAGAGAUAGGCGCUUCUACUUGUCUGCGCGAUAGUGUCACCCUUGGCCCGCCAGCAAUGGCUCCAUGACACCACUCAAUGGUCGCUCCUACAUGCAGCGGACCCGUCAUUAUCAUAUAGGAUGCCAGGUUGCUUACCUCGCAGCUUUACGACACUCUUACAGCGUCUACGACUCAACGUCGCCAUCACCCCUGUGCGUAGCUUGCCACACCCCAGCUACGAUCAUCCAUAUCAUCGAGGAGUGUGACCGGUACACGUGUGAACGCCGGGUGCUUCGACGCCAACUUGAACUCCUUGACCAUAGACCACUCAGCUUGUCCAAAGUACUUGGCCCAUGGAGCUCCCCUGCGUAGCAGUGCCGGGCUCUUCUCUCCCUUUUUGCUUUCAUGCAAGUCACUGGACUCUUCGAGGAGCUCUAAACAGAACUCCGACCUGUCGUCGCUUCACUUUCACCAUAAUUCAACCUCUCAUAUUAACCACUGUGAAGUGGGGUAGGGUCUACCACGGGGAAACAUCCCAUGUCAUCAUCGCUUCUUCAUUUAUUGUUGUUGUUGUUGGUGGUGGUGACCGUGACCAUGACCAUGAAUGCGAAUAUCUGCAGGGGCUUCGGUUCUACACGACGAUCUCUAAAGUGUACGCUAGAUAGACAAAAGGUUAGCCGAUCGAUGUAGAUGAUCCUGGAAGACGAAGAGGCGCUGGCUUCGUUGGCUGAUGGCGCCUUUCUUCCGAGCAGUGUGCCUAUCGAUGUGGCAGCAUGUUGCCCGGUGGAUCGUGCGUCCUGGGUCGCCAUCACGGGCAACUGUGUCGACUUAAUUCGUCUGAGGAAAGACCGGUGAAAACACCGAGACAGCACACAGCCAGUGCCGCGGAUCAUCUUCUGGGCUCAGCGUGGAAGGAGAUAAUCUUGCUAUGGACGCUUGUGACGUGCUCGGGUAUAGGAGGCUAUGGCUCGGGUUACGGUCCAGAAAUGCAAACAUAAGCCCCGCCUCACGGCCUGGUCGUGUUGAGACAGGUGCUGCCGUCAUUUUUUAGGCAUUCUACGGUCUUCUUAAAGUGUUUAGUGCCUCGCUCGCUUCAUUACGUUCCGGAGUAGCGGUGGGAUACUGUAGUAUAGAAGUUCAUGUGGACUUAAGCAACGACAACUUUGUUGCCUGGCUCAUCACAGUGUGUUCGAAUGAGUAUAUGAAACAUGAACUAUGUAAAGCCCUUUGAAUAAUAAGCCAGACUUAACUAGAGUACAGC
Molecule: messenger RNA, 4246 nt
Organism: Ornithodoros turicata
Lineage: Eukaryota; Metazoa; Arthropoda; Arachnida; Ixodida; Argasidae
Product: MFS-type transporter SLC18B1-like
Exons: 14
Coding region: 969-2501 (510 amino acids)
Biological process (GO): transmembrane transport
Molecular function (GO): transmembrane transporter activity
Source: RefSeq, a predicted model, not a curated record